UUCAUACGAUUUCAAAUAUGGCAGCUGCUGGUAGUUCACCUGUUUGUUCCUUCUCUUUCAAAAAAUCUAAACGAAAACAGGUCGCCCGAAUACGGAAGACGAGCGAUAGUGAAGAAGGUGAAAUUGAAGAUGAAGAAAAAAAUGCCGUUUUACGACGAGAUAAAAGAAAAGAUGUCGCUAACCCGAUGAUACAGAAGACCAAACGUCUGCGAGAAAAGGACAAGGUAGAGUACAGCGACAGUGACGACGAGAAAGACACGAUCGCAGUGUCGUACAAGUCUUCUAAAACCGCAAAACCCGAAGGUCCCGACGACAGGGGAGCUACAUCUAUCGUUGAAGUUGACACCGAGAAGGAGAGAGAUGCAAGAGCAAUAUUUGAAAGAAGCCAACAGCUACAAGAAGAAUUGAAAGGCAAGGAAGAUGACAAAAUUUAUCGAGGUAUUCAUAACUAUGCUAGCUACAUUGAAAAGAAAGACACAGCACAGGGUAAUGCAGGUAGUGGACACGUAAGGAAAGGUCCCAUUAGGGCACCGGACAAUCUCAGAGUAACCACGAGGUGGGACUAUGCCCCAGAUAUAUGCAAAGAUUAUAAAGAAACUGGGUUUUGUGGUUUUGGUGACAGUUGUAAAUUCUUACACGAUAGAUCCGACUAUAAACAUGGUUGGCAGUUGGAACGUGAAUGUGAUGAUGGCGAAUACAACGAGGAAGACUCGCAUAGAUACGAGAUAAACAGUAGUGAUGAUGACGAUUUUCCUUUCAAAUGCUUUCUCUGCAGAAAAUCUUUCAAAAAUCCUAUUGUCACGAAAUGCAAACAUUAUUUUUGUGAGAAAUGUGCCCUGAAUCAUUAUCGAAAAUCUCAAAGAUGUUACGUCUGUGGAACACAGACAAUGGGUGUGUUCAAUCCAGCGAAAGAAUUAAUUUCAAAGUUGAAGAAGAUGAAAGAUGAAGAUGAUGGUUCAGAUGUGGAAUGAGCCGUUGUCGCUGAAAUCAUGUGAUGGUUACUAGUAUGUAGUCCGAAAAUAUUCACUGCUGUGGAACAAUUUAUUUAUGAUAAAAUAUAGCCUGUUGAAGUGCCACUGUCAUUGAAGCGAUAGUGAAAAAGGUGAAAUUGAAGAUGAAGAAAAAAAAUGCUGUUAAGAUUAAAGAAAAGAUGUAGUGGCAAAAAUCUGUAGUGUUGAAUCUGUAACUUUUGUAUUGAACUAUGUUAUAAUGUAUGGUGUGUGGUGCUUGUGAUGUAGGUAAAGACCAACCAGAAAACAGGUAUACAGCGACAACAGAUGACAACAGUGGUGUUAUAAAACGUGGUGGUUGGUUCAACCUUUCAUAUGCAUACAAUCAGGGUCCCAUAUGUAGCAUUGUCUAAACAAUAUAAAUUUUUCUUUCAAAAUGGUGGAAGAUCUCAACAAAUCAA
Molecule: messenger RNA, 1411 nt
Organism: Saccoglossus kowalevskii
Lineage: Eukaryota; Metazoa; Hemichordata; Enteropneusta; Harrimaniidae
Product: E3 ubiquitin-protein ligase RNF113A-like
Biological process (GO): snoRNA splicing
Cellular component (GO): U2-type spliceosomal complex
Molecular function (GO): metal ion binding
Source: RefSeq, a predicted model, not a curated record